CACAAUACGUGCUGUCAACUUAGCGGGAAUUGAAACAUUGAACAGGCUUUUCCAAAAAAUAUAAUUAUAAUCGAUGAAAGAUUAAUUCCAUUUAAAUCAAUCUUCAGUACAUAAAAUGUUUGAGUGGGCUUAUAGUGGCGCAAACAAAGCUGUUCCUAGAAAUGUGGGACCCGAAUGUGCUUAUUAUUUAUCCACUAAACGGCAAAUAAUAGAAACAAUAGUCGUGGUUUCAAUUUGUGUAUAUAUUGCAAUUAAAACCUAUCCAAAAUUAACUAUACCUCAAGAUACAAAUUAUAUAAAAAGUGAUAGAGGUGGUAAAAGAUUAUUGGUAAUACUUCUGGCUCUGUUAUGGGGUAUGGAAAUUGGUUUUAAAUUUGCCUCUCGCACAGUUAUAUAUUUGUUGAAUCCUUGUCAUGUUACAACAUUGAUACAAAUAUAUUUAUUGGCUGCACCACCAAGUAAAACAGUGACAGCUUUGUUUCGCAUCCAUUUAAAUUUAUUAAAUGGACCCCUAUUGGCAUUUCUAUUUCCUGAAACUGCUUCAAGGAAGAUUUUUGCUGAAGCGGCUCUAUACUGGAUCCAACAUGGAAUGAUGUUUGUCAUACCAUAUUAUCUACUGAGGAUUGGUGGCCCCUACAACAUAGAACCCUUUUGGGAUUUUAAUUGGUCAAUAUUUAGCUAUUGCCUAAACAUGAUAUACCACUUCAUCAUUUUACAACUUAUUGCAAUUCCUGCUCAAGUAAACUUGAACCACAUGCUCUGCCCAGCUAUUUUAGAUCCAUUUGAUGGGCCUUGGUACAGAGUUGCAGCAGUUACCCACCAAGCACUACUGUGCCCAUUACUUUGUAAAAUGUUUUGUCUAAUUUCCGAUUUCUGCCUAACUAAAUUUCCGCCUACCAAAGUCAAGCCACAUAUGAAGGAUUCUCUUAUGGAUAGCCAUGCUGUUGCUGUGACAAACCCAGUGGAGCACCAUAAGGACUAGUAGCAGUUGCAUUUGGAACAAAAUAUGGCUGUAAUUCCUCUCAGGGUAGGUAAGACACUAAUAAUAAAAAUUGCCUUUUGAGUUGGAGAACAAUAUUUCAUCGCGUCCAUUUGGUUUUGGUGGUUAAUAUAUUAUUAGUAAGGUAAGGUUUAUUAAAUAGAUGUACGAAAUUUUGCAUGAAAUUUGUUGGUAAAAGGUAUACUAAACAAUUGUUAGCAAAUUUGAAUAUCUAAUAUGUAAACAACCUUAUGUUUAUUACAUGUGUACAAGCAUUGGAUUUUGGGUCAAUUCACAAUUAAAACUUGUAAUUAUAAUUACUAUUGAUACUUUAUUAGGUACUAGUUAUAAUUGCUUUGCGACAAUGCAUUUAGAUAUAUGCAGACUGUAGGAAUGAAAUAGCUCACUGUGCAAACACAUUUGUAGUGGUCACUUUGGAUUAUUGUUAACUAAAGUAAAGUACUUCGUAGUAACAAAAAUAAAUAAAUUAGGUUGCUGCAAGGUACCUUCUAUAAUAAAAUACGGAUAUACAGCUGCUCACCAUACAAGUAUGGGUUGAAGUAGUUGUAACGCCAUCAUAGUAACUGUAGUGUUAGCAAGUGUGUCGCCUAAUUCGUCUACGACGCUAGAUAAUACAAAAUAUUAUUUAAGAGAUGCGACUUUCGCUUGGUGGUUACGACUGUGAUUUACAAGUGCUGCAAUAAAACAACAACACACUUUUAUUGUUAUUGUAACAUAGUUAGUAAAUAUGUGGUAGAAUUCUAUUGUGAUCGGAAAUUUAUGGAUUGGGAAAAACAUUUUAUGUCUGGACAUGUGUCAACUUUGCCACAAAGAAACAACGCGACGUUUUAACGACUUAGUUGUGAUAUGAAAAAAACAUGUUUAUUUACAAUAAAUAUGUAAUACCGAAAUUCAUAUUAUUAAUAUUAAUAAUUAUUAAUUAUAACCACAUCUAAGACACAUACGUAAGCUGGUAUAGUAUCUAAGUAGGUACGUGUUACGCGAAGAAGUAUGUAGGUAGGUACCCUACAGAAAGAACUAAAGUUGUAAACGCAAAUUUUAGGCCUACCUUGUAACUUCAAAUUUCAGGACCCCAUUUGUAGGACCUACAAUUAGGUUAUUAUUAAGAUUUGAAGAAGUCAUUGCAAUGAUGUAUUUUCUGUAAGUACAUGUUUAAAUGUGAUAAUAUUCCCAAAUAUUAAACCUAGGUACUUUAUUUUUUUCGCAGACACUUAUUAAGUAAAUACGUAGGUAUCUAACCCAAAACAAAAUAGAUAUAAAUAUCUAUUUAUUUAUAGCUAUUUAUUUAUAUCAUGAUCAAGUUUAUAUAAAAACAGAAUUGAUCUAGGUACAUAUAUAACAUACAUACCUAAGCUUUUGGAAUAAGCUAUGGCGCUACUAAAUGUCGUUUGGCCGCCAAUAUAAAUAAAUAAGUAAAUAUGUUCAGUUUAAAUAACAUCCAGAAACUAUGGAAUUCUCAUUUACAUUUUUCUUAGUAUUGCAGCUGAAAGUAACUUUUAAUAAGUACUUAAGUUUAGGCAUAGCGUUUGACUCUUUUUGACUACCCACAUAAUUAUUAUAAUUAAAUACCUACCUACUAUUG
Molecule: messenger RNA, 2582 nt
Organism: Spodoptera exigua (beet armyworm)
Lineage: Eukaryota; Metazoa; Arthropoda; Insecta; Lepidoptera; Noctuidae
Source: the annotation of a GenBank genome assembly